Molecule: messenger RNA, 805 nt
Organism: Rubroshorea leprosula
Lineage: Eukaryota; Viridiplantae; Streptophyta; Magnoliopsida; Malvales; Dipterocarpaceae
Source: the annotation of a GenBank genome assembly
AUUGAAUUUUGAGCUUUUAAUUCAUAUUUUCUUUAGUUUUUCUGUUUGGUUCCUCAUGAAAUUUGGGGAUAUUGCAUCACGAGCUCUUGGAUAUGUAACAUGGUUCUCACAUUGUGCUAUUGUUAAUCCCAGGGAGAAUGCCAUUGUCCUGGAGGAGAAGGAGAAGAGGGAAAAGGAACUAUUAAGCCAAAUAAUUGAAGCAGCAGAGCAUUACAAAGUUGAGUUUCAUAAAAAGAGGGAGAUAACCUGUGAGAACAACAAAGUCAGUAACAGGGAAAAGGAGAAGGUAUUUGUAGCCAACCUUGAGGAGUUCCAUGUCGAGGCUGAUAAGGAUUACUGGAAAUCAAUUGUGGAGCUUAUUCCUAAAGAGGUACCAGCAAUAGAGAAGAAGAGAGGGAAGAAGGAUCACGAGAAGAAACCGUCCAUUGUUGUGGUUCAAGGCCCCAAGCCUGGGAAGCCAACCGAUCUUACAAGGAUGCGGCAGAUACUCUUGAAACUGAAGCAGAACACACCUCCCCACCUGAUGCAGUCUCCACCACCAGCACCAGAAGCCGCAAAAGAUGCUAAAACAAGUACAGCUUCUGCUUCUCCGGCUGCCCCUGUCACAACCACUCCUGAGGCAGUAGUUGCUGCUUAGCUUAAUUUUGAUAUCUGUGUUCUUUUUGAGUCAAGGGAGUAUGUGCAAGAUAGAAUUAGAACCGUCAUGAUAUUCAGUCAUUUGUCUGCCUCAGAAUUAGUGUAUGAAGUUAUGAAUUGCUAUAUCCUUUGUAGUACUCUCAUUGGUUAAUACAUUCACUUACAGACU